GCCAAUCCAGUCUAAGGAGCGAAGUCGUACCUCUGUAAUGUUCACUUGGUAUGAGGUGAGAUAUGAUGGAUCCCAUGUUCUUGCCGGCAAAAGAAAGAGUGGUGAACUGCAGUCAGCAAUAGCUAGUAAUCCUUACUCAACAUCUUGACUGCACGGAGUUCCGGACCAUGGUAGUGCUUACGCCCCCGUUUAUUCUCACCCGCGACUCAGCAUCUCUGAGAUUGGAAACAAGACUCGCACAGCACAUUUUCAUCAAUUUGACUCAAUAUGGCUUCUGCAGAAUCUGGAGAGUACUUUUCUGUUUCUACCAUCGCGGUGAAUCCCGACAGGAUUGGCGAGGCCCAUGCCUGUCUGGCCGAAGUUGCCGAAGCCACCUUGAAGGAGCCAGGUGCCAAGAUCUACAGGUUCUACAAAACUGAAGGCAAAGACGAAUUCGUAUGCAUGGAGAAGUUUACUGAUCGAGACGCGUAUGCGGCACAUGUUAGUUCAGAGCAUGUGAGGGAAUGGGCAAAGAAAUACUUGGACUCGGGCAUCUUUGUUAGGUCUUUUGAGUUCCAUCCUCUUGCUAAAGAAGGUCCUGGAGCUGGAGGGUUCGAUCGACCUUAGACAGUCAUUGCACAACAGGCUUUGGUAGUUAUCUAAUUGACUUGGCAAAUUGCCAUGGAACUAUCGGUCGUCCAGAAAGACAGCUAGCAUUGCGUGGAUUGCAGAUGACUUGCGUGAGUUGGGGACAGGGGUACAGACUGAUAAAAUAGGAUGCCAAAAUAAACUUAGUAAAGGUCCCCCUAAACUUAGG
Messenger RNA from Fusarium redolens, 796 nucleotides. RefSeq lists its product as uncharacterized. NCBI's taxonomy places the organism in Eukaryota, Fungi, Ascomycota, Sordariomycetes, Hypocreales, Nectriaceae. The transcript is spliced from 3 exons. The record is from RefSeq and is a predicted model, not a curated record. Gene Ontology annotation, molecular function: catalytic activity. Bases 268 to 606 code for a protein of 112 amino acids.